UUUGCUGUAACAUUCACUUCCUCCCCCCAAACAGGCCACACGCACAAUAAUGCCUGCAGGAACAAAACAACUAGUGCUUUCUCUCAUCACUUUUUUUUUUUUUUCAUUUUUUUUCUCUCUCUCUCUCUCUCUGAACUAUUUGCCAGAAAGCAAACGUAAAGGUGACGCCUCAGUAAUCCAUCAAUUUCAUUUUCAAUCACUCUAAUCUCGUAGUAGUAGUAGUACUACUACUACUACCAACAAAACAAGUCUCUCUUACUCCUCUCUUCAAUUGAAUGAUCUUCUUGAAUUCCAAAUUCAUUCCUCAAAACCCACAUUUUGCUUUCCAUUAUAGCCCUUGUAGGCCUUUUCUUUUGAACCCUUUAUAGGCCAUUUUUAACAUUUUUUUUUAUAUUUUUUUAUUGGUCCCCAAAGGCCAAAGCCAAAGCCAAAGCCAAAACUCUUCCAUUCUUUUUCUUUUUUUCAAAUUGAAAACCAGAAGAAUGAGAGACAGAGGCAAAGCAGUGGAAGACAUGGAAGUAUACUACUCGACCUCUUCUCAUGACUUGCCAUGCAAGAAACACCCUUCUUCUUCUUCCGUCGGAAUCUGUGCUUACUGCCUUAAAGAUCGGCUGAUCAAGCUCGUGUGUUCAGAUUGCGGCGAACAGCGUCUCUCCUCCUGCUCCUGCUCCGAGAUCUCCUCCAACCGAAACUCCUGCACCGUCGAGAUCGGAAGCGUCGGCAGAGGGGCGUUCCUCAUCGAAAACGAAAACACCGCCACUAGGUCCAGCAGAGCGCAGACCCAUAAAACAGAAAACAAUAACAAUCACCACAACAGCUACAACAACAACUACGAAGACGACGAUCUGUUUCUCCGGAGAAGCAACAGCAGCUGUGUGGAGAUCAAGAGAUCACGAAACGGUGGGUUCUGGAGAUUCGGCAAGUUGUUCAGAAAGAAGAAGGAAAUAAUCAAGGACGCGCUGGGGAAUUACAGCACUAACAGAAGCGUUUCCGGGUUCGAUCAUGAGAUCAAGAGCGAGAUGUGGCUCGUUGAUCACGUGGGUGUUUCUAGAUCGAGAUCUCUCUGUAGUUUCCGAGGCGGCGGUGGCGGUGGCGGUGGAGGUUGGCUUGGGUCCGACGACGGCGCGAGGAGCUCGAUCUCCGGCGCGAGGAGCUCGAGCGUGACGGCGUGUAUGGUUCUGGACUCGGGAAGGAGAAGCGGGUUCAGCGAAACCGAGCCGAGGAAGAGUGGAUUCGACGGCGGUGAAAUUAAUAAUAAUACUAACAAGAGAGAAUAUUAUUGUUAUUCUGAUGUGGGUUUGGUGUCUGAUCAAUUCAGCAAUGGUGGAGGGAACAGAAGGGUCUUCUCUCUAAAGGAGAGCGAUUAUUUCAGUGGAAUGGAUGAGUCGGGUUUCAUUGAUUUGAAACUCGACUACUCGGCGGAGUCGAAGGCCGUACCGGAUCAUCAGUUUUGCUCUAGUUCAGAGUCUGCUUUUGGAAGCAUGAGGGCUAGUACUAAUAGUGAGUUUUUCAAUGGAGGGAAUAGUUAUAAUGAGAGUGAAAAUGGGGUUUUUAAUAGAGGUGGUUCUUGUAGGAUUACGGUCAAUGAUAGAGGGUUGAAGAAAGGGAGGAAGAGCUUGAAGGGUUGGAAAUGGAUUUUCAGGCAGCAUUUGGGAACUAGUCAUGGAGUGAAGAAGGAUGGAGAUCUUAUGUUUAAAACAUGAGGGGGUAAAUUAAAAAAAGAAAAAAAAGAGAUGGUAGUAGAUAUAUUAAUAAUGAAAGAAACAAGUUUGUUUGAUUUUUAGCAUACGACAAUGAACAAUUACAAUGUGUUUGUUAUGAUCUUGUGUUUUUUUUUUUCCACACUUACAUUUGUAGCAAACUAGUAGUUCACACUUCACUUUGGCUUAUAUUAGUCUCUACUCUUUUGUAUUUACAUGUUGAAUGAGUCAUUUUAGAGAGAAAGAAUAGAUCAUAAUAGCUGGUUUGUGCUAACUUUAGUGGCAGAAAAAAACGGA
Messenger RNA from Morus notabilis, 1997 nucleotides. RefSeq lists its product as uncharacterized. NCBI's taxonomy places the organism in Eukaryota, Viridiplantae, Streptophyta, Magnoliopsida, Rosales, Moraceae. The coding region runs from base 483 to 1703 and encodes 406 amino acids. The record is from RefSeq and is a predicted model, not a curated record. The transcript has a single exon.